This is a messenger RNA of Sphenostylis stenocarpa, 1674 nucleotides long. NCBI's taxonomy places the organism in Eukaryota, Viridiplantae, Streptophyta, Magnoliopsida, Fabales, Fabaceae. The record is from the annotation of a GenBank genome assembly.
AUGGCAAGACUCGUCCAGCCUCUCGGUAUCUUCACUCAAUCCCAUUACUGGCGCAUUCUACGUUGCCACAACGCCAAACGUGCCCUAACUGUCGGUGCUAAGUUCUCCACUGUCACUGCAUUAGCUGGAACGCCCAAAUCACGAGACGAAGGAACAACCACGGUUAAGCUUUCGAGCAAAGCGAGAAGAAAAGCUUUCUAUGAAUCUCCGGAAGGGGUCUUAUUGCGCAAGCUGAACGAGUGCUCGAAGGAUGGAGAUGUUGUUCAAGCCCUUUGCCACUAUGACGAGGCUCGAAAAUUGGGGGUUCUACUCAACCUUGACCAUUAUAACAAAUUGCUAUACUUAUGUUCUGUUGAAAAUGCUGAUGUUCCCCAUUUGGGUCUCAGAAGGGGGUUUGAGAUUUUUCAACAGAUGUUGAUUGACCGAGUUCAGCCCAAUGAAGCGACCUUUACCAAUGCUGCUAGGCUUGCUGCUGCCAAGGAAGAUCCCGAUAUGGCUUUCGAAUUGCUGAAGCAGAUGAAGAAUGUUGCUAUUCCUCCCAAGCUGAGAUCGUAUGAACCAGCUUUGUUUGGAUUUUGCAAGAGGGGUGAUGCUGAGAAAGCUUAUCUAGUUGAUGCUGACAUGAUUGAGUCUGGUAUUGUGGCUGAAGAGCCUGAGCUUUCUGCUCUUUUGGAAGUCAGUGUCAAUACGAAGAAGGAAGACAAGGUGUAUGAGAUUUUGCAUCGUUUACGUGCUACGGUGAGACAGGUGUCUGAGUCGACUUUACGGAUAGUUCAGGACUGGUUUAACUCGGAAUAUGCUGCAACAAUCGGGAAAGAGAAGUGGGAUGUGAACAAGGUGAGAGAAGGGAUUCUGCGGGGAGGUGGAGGAUGGCAUGGUCAAGGAUGGCUUGGGAGAGGGCGAUGGAAGAUGGUGGAGACUCAGGUGAAGGAGGAUGGUGUGUGUCUCUCCUGCGGCGAGAAGCUUGUGAGCAUUGAUAUUGAUCCAAAGGAAACUGAAAUUUUUGCUGCCUCAUUAUCUAAAUUAGCUUGCCAAAAAGAAGCUAAGGAAAACUUUGUUCAUUUUCAGAAGUGGCUUGAGCGGCAUGGCCCGUUUGAUGCUGUUGUAGAUGGUGCCAAUGUAGGCCUUUCCAAUGGGCACAAUUUCAGCUUUUCCCGGCUUAAUACUGUUGUUGAACAAUUACGGCAAAUAAGCCCUUCGAAGAGAUUGCCACUUAUAAUUUUGCAUAUAAGUCGGGUAAAUGGUGGUCCUGCUCAAAAUCCAAAAAACAGGAGACUUAUAGAAAAUUGGAAAAAAAACGGUGCUCUUUAUGCUACACCUCAAGGUUCAAAUGAUGACUGGUACUGGUUGUAUGCGGCUGUUAGUUGUAAAUGCUUACUGUUAACAGAUGAUGAGAUGAGGGACCACUUGUUCCAACUACUGGGUUCUAGUUUUUUCCCGAGAUGGAAGGAAAAGCAUCAGGUUCGAGCAUCAACCUCAUCUUCUAGAGGCUCCCUAAUUAUGCCUCCCUGUUAUUCAAUAGUUAUUCAGGAAUCAGCCAAUGGUAGCUGGCAUGUGCCAACUGUAACAAGUGAUGAUCCUGAGAUCCCAAGAAAAUGGUUGUGUGCCACAAGAUCCAGAAACAAAUCAUUACAUAAUAUAUGGACAUCCUCCUCGAGGUCUGAUUGCACAUGA